CCCUCAAAAGUGCCAAACAAACAAGGGAAAAAUUUUCAUCCAUUUUCUAUCGCCCAUCAUCAAUUCCUAGAAACUGCUUGUUCAACGCGUCUGACUUGGAAAAACAUGGACGCACAAAAUAACUACUUGAAAAUGGCUCCUCAUCUGCUGUCUUCUUCUCCACUACUGGUAACAGAAAAAGACUCGAACUUUCUCUUACUUGUUUCUAAACAACUUUCAAAAAGUGGACUUUGGUUUCGAAUCACCAUUUCUCCCUUCUUUUUUUGGCCACUUUUCUAUGGUUUUUCUUACUGGGUUUAUGGAGGUAUUGCUUUUGCUUCAUGGGUUCUUGGUAUAAUUGAUUGUGGGUGAUGAAAGUAGGUCUUUUUGCUCCAUGGGGUUUUGAGUUAAGUGGUUUUGCUUCAUGGGUUUUUGAUAGAACUCUUUUUGCUUGGUGGGUUUUGAUUCUAGUGGCUUCGCUUCAUGGGUUGUUGAAAAAGCUGGUGUCUUUUAGGGUUUCUUGUUGUUGAGUUUUAGAGGUAGAAGAAGAAUAUUGUAAGAUGGCUGGGGUUUUGAGGAAAUUUUUGCCUAUUCAGUCUCCGAUUCAUGUAGAAAAGGAGGAUGAUGACGACAAGAUUAAAAACUUGGAAUACUCAUUUGCCUUGCCAUAUUCUGGCCCUCUGCUUACUUGUGAUGUUCCUCAAGCAGUGCCUAUUGAUUUUAGGCAGAUCCCAAUUGCUUCUCCUGCGAUCGGUUCUGGCUCUUUGUUGACUGAUGUUUCAUUGCCAGUUGUGCAGCCUAUUGUAAAGUCUCACAGGAAACUGUCGAAGAAGCCAAACUUAGUCUCAGAUAGGACUGUUUGCUUAGAAACGGAUGGUGGCAUGGAUGGAAAUGGCAUGCCAUGUGAAGCAUCUAGAGUAGAUGACUCGAGUUCUUCGCUUUGUGCAAACGAUGACGAGCGCGGACCAAAGUUAUCUGAUGGAAUACAAAGUUCUGGUAGAUUGGAUUUUUUCAGUGGUUGUGGUAGUUCUGGUGAAUUACCACGAAGCUUGGAAGUGUCGGAAUUGCCUGAUAACGGUAGCGAAAAUGAAGGUCGAGACUUUUACGAUUAUAUGAAUCCCGCAAAUUAUGAAUCGAUAGGAUCUGAAAGCUCACACAGUAAUUCAUCUGAGAUUUUUUCUUGCCAAGAGGAGGAUCAUAAUGAAGAAGCUCCUGGCCAUGUCAGAAGGCCAUCAAUUGUAACUUUCCGUGACCCUGAAUCAAAUGAUGUAGUGGACAAUGAAUCUGAUGUAUCUAACACUGACAGUAGUGUCCAUGAGAGGCAUAUAGCUGUAAGGCCUGGGAAGAAAGGGACAUGCUAUCGUUGCAUGAAGGGAAGUAGGCUUACGGAGAAGGAGGUUUGCAUUGUUUGUGAUGCAAAAUACUGUUCAGAUUGUGUGAUAAGAGCGAUGGGAUCAAUGCCAGAAGGAAGAAAAUGUGUUACAUGCAUUGGUAAGAGGAUUGAUGAGUCUAGGCGAAAGACCUUGGGUAAAUGCUCUCGGAUGCUAAAGCAACUGUUGGCUGUGGUCGAAGUUGAACAGAUAAUGCGUUCUGAGAGAUCAUGUGUGGCGAAUCAGCUACCACCAGAACUCAUUUAUGUAAAUCGACAGCGUCUUUCCAAACAGGAGUUAUUCCUACUGCUGACCUGUCCAAACCCACCCAAAAAACUAAAACCAGGAAACUAUUGGUACGAUAAAGUAUCUGGUUUAUGGGGAAAGGAAGGACACAAGCCUUGUCAAGUAAUCAGUCCCCAAUUGACUGUCGGGGGUCACAUCCAGGAAGGUGCUAGCAAUGGAAAUACGAGCAUAAUGAUAAAUAAUCGCAAGAUAACUAAAGCAGAGCUCAUUAUGCUGCAGUGGGCAGGGGUGAAAUGUGAAGGAGCAACUCACCUUUGGGUUAGUGCAGACGGGGCUUACCAGGAAGAGGGAAUGAAUAACAUAAAAGGAAAAUUAUGGAAUAAGACUGGAAUAAAGCUAAUUUGUGCUGUCCUGUCUCUGCCAACUCCUCCUAAUUCUGUCAGUCCAAGUGGGGAAGGAGUGAAUGAUGUUAUGGCAAACAACCUCGAGCAGAAAACACUCUAUAAGCUUCUUCUGGUUGGUCUUGAAAAAUCCGGCACAUGUACCAUAUUUAAACAGGCAAGAAUUGUAUACAGCGUUCCUUUUUCUGAAGAUGAGCGUCAAAGUAUCAAGUCUAUUAUUCAAUGCAAUUUGUAUGGCUAUCUGGGUAUACUGCUUGAGGAGCGUGAAAGAUUUGAAGAAGAAUGCUUGAUUGAUAAAAGACGAAAGGUUGUGCACCGGCAUAAUUCUUUAGGUCAGAUUGACUGUAAAACAAUCUAUUCUAUUGGCCCAAAACUGAAAGCUUUCUCAGAUUGGCUCCUCCAAGUAAUAGCAUCUGGCAAUUUAGAAUCCAUGAUCCCUGCUGCUGCUCGUGAAUACGCACCUUUUGUUGAGGAGUUGUGGAGAGAUGGAGCCUUCCAAGCCACAUACAACAGGAGGAAUGAACUCGAAUUGCUACCAAGGGUUGCUACUUAUUUCUUAGAACGGGCUGUUGAGGUUGCAAGGCCAGACUAUCAGCCAUCUGAUAUGGACAUCUUGUAUGCUGAGGGUUUUAGUUCAUCCAAAGGGCUUUCUAGCAUGGAAUUUUCAUUUCCUAAGGUGGCUCCAGAUUUUUGCGAGAAUAUUGGCUAUCAGCAUGAUCCCUUGCUGAGGUAUCAACUUAUCAGAGUUCAUCCGACAACCCUCGGAGGAAAUUGCAAAAGGCUGGAGAUGUUUGAAGAUGUUGAUGUUGUCUUAUUUUGUGUUUCAUUGAUUGAUUAUGAUGAGUUUUCUGAAGACAAGAAUGGAGUUCUCAUCAACAAGAUGAUUGCAAGCAGGCAGCUAUUUGAACGCACGGCCACUCAUCCAACUUUUGAAGAGAAGAAGUUCCUUCUUAUACUGAAUAAGUUUGACCUGCUCGAGGAAAAGAUUCAACAGGUUCCGCUGACUCAAUGCGAAUGGUUUGAUGAUUUCAAUCCUGUGAUUGGCUACAAUCCCAACAGCAGCAGCAGCACCAAUCCUUCAUUGGCACGUCGUGCCUCCCAAUAUAUUGCAGUAAAGUUCAAGAGAUUGUUCAGAGAUCUCACUGACAGGAAGCUGUAUGUUUCACUAGCUACUGGUUUGGAACCUGAUAAUGUUGAUGAAGCUUUUAAAUAUGCAAGAGAGGUUCUGAAGUGGAAGCAAGAGGAACUUAACUACCCCAACAAUGAGUUAUCUUCGACUAGCAUAGAGGCAAGUUCAUCCUCAUGAUUUUAACAAUGUUGUAAUCACAUAGAGGGUCGACUGAAGGGAAUAGAGGACCGCCUGCUAUUCACAAGACUUCCUCGCAAAAUCUGUGUAUAUUGUCCAUGAGCCAGUCAUGUAUAGGAAAGGGAAGUAGAGCUUAAAUCACAAAUAUUUCAAACAUGAAAGAAAUAGGAUUUUUCUGAAAA
Molecule: messenger RNA, 3484 nt
Organism: Populus trichocarpa (black cottonwood)
Lineage: Eukaryota; Viridiplantae; Streptophyta; Magnoliopsida; Malpighiales; Salicaceae
Product: extra-large guanine nucleotide-binding protein 1
Exons: 8
Coding region: 540-3302 (920 amino acids)
Biological process (GO): G protein-coupled receptor signaling pathway
Molecular function (GO): GTPase activity; guanyl nucleotide binding; G-protein beta/gamma-subunit complex binding
Source: RefSeq, a predicted model, not a curated record